AUGCUCCUGCUGCUGCCACCACUCGGCAGCCAUUCAAGCUCUAGAGCACCCAGGCCUCUGCCAUCGCGCGCCCAGCAAGGCCCGGCAGCGCUGCGGCGGCGGAGCGAGUCCGGCAUGGCAACCGACGCGCACGCGCGCAGGGCUGCCAGCUCCGGGGACCUUUCGGUCGCGGACGAGUUGCCGCCCGGCCACGUCAGCGUGUCGGCGCAGUGCACGACGCACCAGCUGGUGCUGGGGCCGGAGGUCGUCCCUGAGGAGGUGCACGUGUGCCAGGAGAGGUACGACCCGCGCAGGCCGCAAUACGUAAAAAAGGCGACAUAUCUCGAGGUCCUGGACGGAGAGAUCCGCCUCCUGGCGCAGCAGCUCUCCAGCAUCGAGUCCAUGCUGGCCAGAAGGGAGAAGGCCGACCCGGACUCCCCGCCGGUGACUACCGGCGCAAGGCGUGCGAGCUGCGGCGCCUGGUGGACGCGGCUAGGGCGCUGCGGGCCGCGCUGGAGCCUACGCCGGUGGCGCCCGCGGCGGCUGUGA
Molecule: messenger RNA, 528 nt
Organism: Prorocentrum cordatum
Lineage: Eukaryota; Dinophyceae; Prorocentrales; Prorocentraceae
Source: the annotation of a GenBank genome assembly